Messenger RNA from Melitaea cinxia (Glanville fritillary), 1269 nucleotides. Its product is annotated as chitin deacetylase 8-like. The coding region runs from base 24 to 1175 and encodes 383 amino acids. Gene Ontology annotation, molecular function: hydrolase activity, acting on carbon-nitrogen (but not peptide) bonds. The record is from RefSeq and is a predicted model, not a curated record. The transcript has 6 exons. Lineage: Eukaryota; Metazoa; Arthropoda; Insecta; Lepidoptera; Nymphalidae. Gene Ontology annotation, biological process: carbohydrate metabolic process.
AAUACCAUACCAAGAAAGUCAACAUGAGGCUUGCUUCCAUUGUGGUUUUGUUUGCGCUGGGCGCUUUCACUUUGGUUGAGUGUCAACAGGAUGCCGCACAAGAGUGUGAUCCAGAAGCAUGUCAACUACCAACCUGCAGGUGUUCAUCUACCGAUAUACCUGGAGGAUUAGACAAGAGAAAUACUCCACAGUUCGUGAUCCUAACUUUUGAUGAUGCCGUUAACUCACAAAAUUUAGAAACUUAUCGCUCUACCAUCUACAAUAGAAGAAAUAAACUAAACAACUGUCCAAUUGGAACGACAUUUUUCGUAAGCCAUGAAUACACAGAAUACAACGGAGUCAAUGAACUUUACAACCAAGGAUUUGAAAUCGCUUUGCACUCUAUAACACAUGUAUCUAAUCAAACAUACUGGAGAGAAGCUUCCACUGAAACCUUGAUGAAAGAAUUUAGUGAUCAGAAAAGUCAAAUGGCGCAUUUCGCAAACAUCCCUAUUAAUAGAAUUAAUGGUGUUCGCAGUCCUUUCCUCCAAAUGGCUGGAAAUGCGACAUUCGAAAUGAUGGCUGAAGCAAAUCUCCGUUAUGACUUAAGUUGGCCGACGAUGGCACACCGCGACCCAGGAUUAUGGCCUUAUACUCUGCACUAUCAAUCUAUUCAAGAUUGCUUUAUACCAUCAUGCCCCACUGCGUCCAUUCCUGGUCCUUGGGUUUUACCUAUAAUCACUUGGCAGGAUUUGGAAGGUGUCGCAUGCUCUUUUGUAGACGCUUGCUUCUACAGACCCAAUUUAGAUGACGAAGAUGGAUGGUUUAGAUUUAUUCUCAUGAACUUCGAAAGGCACUAUAACAAUAACCGUGCUCCUUUCGGUUUUUACGUUCACGAAUGGUUCAUCUCACGCAAUGUUGCAGUGCAUAGGGCGUUCAUCCGAUUCUUGGAUAUGCUGAACAAUCUUAAUGACGUAUUCAUGGUAAAUGCUAAUGACGUGAUCGAUUGGGUACAAAACCCUGUUCCAAUCGACGAAUAUGUGAGACAGCCCUGCAGGGUAAACCCUCCAUCUCCCUGUAGGCUUGCUAACUGUGGUCCACUCGAAGGUCAACAUAACUCUGUAUCAUAUUAUAUGAGGGUCUGCAACAGAUGUCCUCGCAAUUAUCCGUGGCUCGACAACCCGCUUGGUUUGUAAAUUUAAAGAAACGGCCAUAUAUUAUCUAUAUUGAUAUUUUAUAUAUCAUAUAUUUAUAUCAAAACCGUUGUGAAUAAAGCGACCAAAUCAUAAA